CGUAAAACGAAGAAGUGGCUGGUGACGUUCCUGUGCGUCAUGACGUAGAUCCUUACGUACGCUCACAUCACAUAACCAACCCCAUGCGUGAGCUACACUGAUCGUUGACAUUGGAACAGAACGUGCUUAAAAGUACUAUAGCAGGAUGGGGGCCUUGACUUCAACACCUGCAACUUCUACAGUUCAAGCAGAGGCAAUGAUUGCCACCCCUCCUCAAGGCUGUCCUAUGCACAAAGAAAAUCAGCCUGUUAAAGUUGUAUCUCCCCCAUCAGAGUGUCCCAUGCAUAAAACUCAGCCAGUUGCAGGUAGGGACAGGUCAAUAGGUCAAGUUGCAGCUUACUAUCUGCAUUGUGACAUCACAUCAUAUCCUGUUGCAGCGUCUCCACCUCCGGAAUGUCCGAUGCACAAAGCUGAAGCCGCCCCAGAUCACCAGGCUCGGGCCUAUGAAUUUGUGGAAUGUCCCAUGAAAGCUGCAGAAGGCUCGAAUAAUGACAUCGACCCUACAAAUAUGAUGCCUCCUCCUAACCAAACACCCGCUCCAGACCAACCCUUCGAGUUAUCCCUCAAGAGAGAAGAAUCUAAAAUUCCUCGCCAUGGCAGCGAAAAGCACUGGGUGUACCCAUCUGAACAGAUGUUCUGGAAUGCCAUGCUGAGGAAGGGGUGGCGCUGGCGUGAAGAUGACCUUGCUGCUGGCGACAUGAGCAACAUCAUCAAAAUCCACAACAAGAACAAUGAACAAGCCUGGCAUGAGAUCCUGAAGUGGGAGGCCCUGCAUGCAGGAGAAUGUCCAUGUGGUCCAUCCUUGAAGAGGUUUGGAGGGAAAGCCAAAGAGUACUCGCCAAGGGCUCGUUUCCGUCAUUGGAUGGGCUACGAGCUGCCCUUUGACCGUCACGACUGGAUCGUUGACCGCUGUGGAAAGGAGGUCCGCUACGUCAUCGACUAUUACGAUGGAGAAAUCGACAAAGAAACGUACCAGUUCUCCAUCCUGGAUGUACGCCCGGCUUUUGACUCUUUAGGUGCCGUAUGGGAUCGCAUGAAAGUGGCCUGGUGGCGAUGGACCUCCUGAAGAACUCUUGCAUGAACUUCAAGGUGCUCACUUUAGCUCUUUGCAAUUUUUGUGUUGCUGUGUGACCUAAUCACGGCUUGUAAGAAAUUGGUCUUCCGUUAAUUGUAUGACUAAGACUUGCUUUGAAGUUCACUGUUUUUUUGUUUUUUUUUUAAAACAGGAUAAGUUAUUACUGCUCAAGUUUUUAUUUGUACAAAUUACCUUGAAAUAUCACAAAAACUGCAUUGUACCUAGUGUUCUGUAAUAACUAAAACAAAGUAGUUAAUUGUUAAAGUAAUUCUCAUGUAAAUGUUUGGAGACCACUGCUUUCCAUAUUAUAUCAAUAUACUGUAUUACUGUAACUAAUAAAGAUUUCCUUCAACCUA
Messenger RNA from Syngnathus typhle (broad-nosed pipefish), 1431 nucleotides. RefSeq names its product holocytochrome c-type synthase. The coding region runs from base 146 to 1066 and encodes 306 amino acids. Lineage: Eukaryota; Metazoa; Chordata; Actinopteri; Syngnathiformes; Syngnathidae. The transcript has 7 exons. Gene Ontology annotation, biological process: cytochrome c-heme linkage. Gene Ontology annotation, molecular function: holocytochrome-c synthase activity. The record is from RefSeq and is a predicted model, not a curated record. Gene Ontology annotation, cellular component: mitochondrion.